Molecule: messenger RNA, 1505 nt
Organism: Triticum urartu
Lineage: Eukaryota; Viridiplantae; Streptophyta; Magnoliopsida; Poales; Poaceae
Product: putative sarcosine oxidase
Molecular function (GO): sarcosine oxidase activity; flavin adenine dinucleotide binding
Source: RefSeq, a predicted model, not a curated record
ACACACAAGCCUGCCUCCCUCCCGGUUCCUGCCUCGCACACCCUUCACUUCGAGAGCACGCACGUACCACAGGCACAGGAACAGCAACCAUGGCCGCGCAGCCGGCCGAGCGGUCGUUCGACGUGAUCGUGGUGGGCGCGGGCAUCAUGGGCAGCUGCGCGGCGCACGCGGCGGCGUCCCGGGGCGCGCGCGUGCUCCUGCUCGAGCAGUUCGACCUGCUGCACCAGCGCGGGUCGUCGCACGGCGAGUCCCGCACCAUCCGCGCCACCUACCCGCAGCCGCGCUACCCGCCCAUGGUCCGCCUCUCGCGCCGCCUCUGGGACGACGCGCAGCGCGACUCCGGGUACGCCGUGCUCACGCCCACCCCGCACCUCGACCUGGGCCCGCGGGACGACCCGGCGUUCGUCGCCUCCGUCGCCAACGGCGGUGCCACCUUCCUCGCCUCGGCGGCGGACGCGCCACGCCCAUCGUGGGCGGAUGCGUUCAGGGUGCCCGACGGGUGGGCGGCGGCGAGCAGCGAGCUGGGCGGGGUGAUGAAGGCGACCAAGGCGGUGGCCAUGUUCCAGGCGCUGGCCGCCAAGAUGGGCGCCGUCGUGAGGGACAGGACGGAGGUCGUCGACGUCGCCAGGAAAGGAGAAGGAACGACGGCGACGAUCGUGGUGAAGACAGCUACCGGCGAGGAGUUCCACGGCGGCAAGUGCAUCAUCACCGUCGGCGCGUGGACGAGCAAGCUGGUCAAGUCGGUCACCGGCGCCGACCUGCCCGUGCAGCCGCUGCACACCCUCAUCUGCUACUGGAAGGUGAAGCCCGGGCACGAGCGCGAGCUCACGACAGAGGCCGGCUUCCCGACGUUCGCGAGCUACGGCGUCCCCUACAUCUAUAGCACGCCGUCGAUGGAGUACCCGGGGCUGAUCAAGAUCGCCAUGCACGGCGGGCCGCCGUGCGACCCGGACGGCCGGGACUGGGCCAUCGGCCCGGGGGAGGACGGGCUGGUGGAGCCCGUGGCGCGGUGGAUCGACGAGGUGAUGCCGGGCCGCGUGGAGACCGCGGGCGGGCCGGUGGUCCGGCAGGCGUGCAUGUACUCCAUGACGCCCGACGAGGACUUCGUGAUCGACUUCCUGGGCGGCGAGGAGUUCGGGAGGGACGUGGUGGUCGGCGCCGGGUUCUCCGGCCACGGGUUCAAGAUGGGCCCGGCGGUGGGGAGGAUCCUGGCGGAGAUGGCGCUGGACGGCGAGUCGGGGACGGCCGCGGAGGCCGGCGUGGAGCUCCGGCACUUCAGCAUCCGGCGGUUCGACGGCAACCCGACGGGGAACGCCAGGAGUUUCUGAGUCGAGCCAAGGAUGGAUGCUUGAGCCAAGUGUGGUUGUGUGUAAUUAUGGUCCUUAUGUCGACGUGUUAAUUGUCGUGAUUUGCCGAUUGGUACUCUAUAUGUUUGCCAAAUAAGCUGUGCACCGUGUGCACCUUUGGAACAGUGAAGUAGUAAUUAUUUUGUGAGCUUUGGGACA